GCCUUUAUAAGGUCCCUUUCAGAGAGAUCGACACUGAGACGCUCUGGAGGCGACCACAGAAGCUGCUGGUUGUCACGCUGAGGAUUGUGGGUACUGUGGUUCAGAUCGCCCCCUGCACGAUGCUCAUCUCUCUUAUCCUGUGCUGCUGGGCGUUUGGUGUUGUCCACAUCUCUACGGCUUUGGUUCAUGGGAAUGUCCAGCUGGACGAAGGCCCGCCCAACCCCCGCCAGCCCGAACCCGACUUCCUAUCAGAAAUCGAGAGAAGUCACGCCCACAGCUUAGACCCCGCCCUCCUACCUGCUGUCUCCGUAGAGGACCACUUCCUGAUGGAUGCAGGGUCGUAUGAUGAGGAGUCUGCUGUGGCCUUACAGCUGCAGGAUCGGGCCAUGCGCUUGCCGCGCCGCUGCAUCCCUCACCAGCAGUCGUGCCUUGGCUACCCGUUGCCCUGCUGUGACCCCUGUGACACCUGCUACUGCCGCUUCUUUAAUGCCAUAUGUUACUGCCGGCGUGUCGGUCACACAUGCACGUCCAGACGUACCUGAAGCAGCUCAUCCUGCUUUUCUUUAUGUUGACGUUUUUAACUGUUCUGUUUGUAUAAUAAAUGAUGGAUGAUUAAAAUG
Messenger RNA from Thalassophryne amazonica, 620 nucleotides. It is a transcript of the gene agrp, whose product is annotated as agouti related neuropeptide. Gene Ontology annotation, cellular component: extracellular region. Lineage: Eukaryota; Metazoa; Chordata; Actinopteri; Batrachoidiformes; Batrachoididae. Gene Ontology annotation, biological process: adult feeding behavior; positive regulation of feeding behavior; neuropeptide signaling pathway. The transcript has 4 exons. Gene Ontology annotation, molecular function: type 1 melanocortin receptor binding; neuropeptide hormone activity. The record is from RefSeq and is a predicted model, not a curated record. Bases 120 to 542 code for a protein of 140 amino acids.